Molecule: messenger RNA, 6980 nt
Organism: Paramormyrops kingsleyae
Lineage: Eukaryota; Metazoa; Chordata; Actinopteri; Osteoglossiformes; Mormyridae
Gene: trip11
Product: thyroid hormone receptor interactor 11
Biological process (GO): endoplasmic reticulum to Golgi vesicle-mediated transport; Golgi organization
Cellular component (GO): Golgi apparatus
Molecular function (GO): small GTPase binding
Source: RefSeq, a predicted model, not a curated record
ACUGUCCACGUAUUCUGUGUGACAGUCGGUUACAUACGGGCUAUGAUGGCUGCGGUCGAGGUGGCAGGCAUAAAUCCGUUGUUGCGGCUGCUUCACAAAACCCAAACAAACUGAUUACACGGGAUAUAACACUUCGAUGAAAGAAACGAUUAAAUAUUUAGCAAUACAGAGUAAUCCUGGGGUUCAGUUUGAUUGUGGGCAAAGGAUUUCUGAGGCGAACGUCUGCGAUAUUUCGCCGGAGUAGUUCAGCUUAAACGGAAAACUAUGUAGUUGGUAAGUUAGCCUGCUAACUAAAACGCUGACGGGUUAUCGGUGGGUCACGGGGUUGGUGUCAAAGCUGACGCUUCGAAAGCUGGAUGUUUUACAAGAUAAUUUAAAUAAAAGCUACGUCGGUGUAAGAAUAGUAAUUCUUAGCUAGUUUUUUCGAAAGCUGCCGAUUUAAGGUAUUACUUCUUAGCCCUGGAAAGAUGUCAUCGUGGCUCGGGGGACUGGGUUCCGGGCUUGGCCAGUCGCUUGGUCAGGUUGGGGGAAACUUGUCCUCAUUCACCGAACAGAUUUCCAACUUCACCAAAGACAUCCUGCUAGAAGGAGCCGAGGAAGUAGGAGAUACUGCCACUGAACUGAAGGUGUCUAAUUCAAGACUGACUGACCUGGAGGUUGCAUACGCUACUCAGAAGUCUGAGUAUGAACGACUGAAAAAGAUCCAUGCAGAGCUGGAAGAGAAGCAUGAGGCAUCAGAGAUCCAGAUCAAACAGCAGUCCAUGGAGUAUAGAAACCUUUUGCAGCAAAAAGAGGUCGAGAUCAAUCACUUGAAAGCACGUCAGAGUGGAUUACAAGAGGAGAUGCAGAAGCUGCGACAGUCUGCUAAAUCAUCUUUCGAACCUGCCGUACUGCCCGUGAGCACUGCUUCCUCCUUCCUGCCUGACGCUGCAGGACCCCAUCGAGCUUUUCAGGGAGAUGAGAUGGAUAUCGGUGACGUCAUCUGGUCACAGCAGGAGAUCAACCGGUUGUCCAGUGAAGUGUCUCGGCUAAAGGCUGAAGUGUCUCAUUGGAAAGAACUGGUACAGGCCUCUAAACCUCCUGGAACAUCCAGCUCCAACAUUGACCAGGGAGACAUAGUAAAACUUCAGAAAACCAUCAAGGAGUUACGAGAGACUAUGGGACGUGAAAUGGAUGAACACCAACAUGAACUGGCUGCAAUGCAAGAUGCCCAUCGUCAGAAGAUGGCCGAGAUCACCCGCCGUCACCGGGAAGAGCUGGCUGAGUAUGAAGAGCGGAUUGAGGAGCUUGAGCAAAUCCAAAGUGGUGCUCCAGGCUCAUCACAAGAAUCAUCCAAAGUUGCAGAACUGCAGACCAAGAUUGCUAUCCUGCAGGAUGGAGCAGCACAUCAGGGCAAGAAGUUACAGGAGCUGAGUGACAGCUUGGUAGAAGCGAGAGGAAUGCAGACCUUGCUACAGCGAGAGAAGGACGAGGCUCAGGCAGAGAAUGGCCAACUGAUGCAAAAUUAUGCGCGGCUACAGAGCUCAGUAGAGGAGCUCCAGACACGAGUGCAAGAACAGGAGGGGAAAACCCUGCACAAAGCACAGCUGGAAAAUGAGAUUCAGAUGUUGAAAAAGGCUCUUGCAGGAGCAGAAAAGGAGAUCUCAAGGUUAAAGUGUCUUAAUGAGAAUGAACCCGAAGUGGAACAUGCUGAUAUCUUAGAGCUCAACACAAUAAUUGAAACGUUGACGAGAGAAAAAGCUGAGGUUGAAAAAGAAAGGAUGGAUCUAUUGCAGAAAUUGAAGAAUAUGGAAGAAAUUACAGAGAGAGGCAGGGACCAAAUCCCUGACGUUUCUCCGGGUAUGGUAGCUGAGUUGAGGUCAGAGCUAGAGGAAAGCCAACGAGCCCUUAAGGCAGCCCUCUUGGACCGUGACACAAUCAGUGCUGAGGUGGAGGAAUUGGACCAUCAGAAUCAAGAGGCUACACAGCAUUUGAUCUCCCUAAAAAAUCAGCUAUCUGAACUGCAUAAGGAAGCAGAUGCUUCAGUAAGUCGUCUGCAGUUGGAGCUGGAAACCAUGCGAGAGCGGGAGCAGAUGUUGCAGAAGGAGCUAUAUAAUCAGAAGGAGAAACUUAGCCAGAGUGCCUUUGCCCUUAAUGACAUGCACAUGAGAAGACAGCAACUGGAAGGGACAGUGAAGGAGCUACAGGAAAAACUGGGACAGGCACAGCAGCGCAGUGUCGAUACACACAGUGAACUCUCUGUGCUGAAGAAACAGCUCCAAGUGAGGGAGCAAGAACUGUCCACUGUCAAACUGGAGCUGGCCCAGACUGGGAAUACAGCCAGUGAGGUUGAGGGUCACAAAGAGGAGCUAGAUGCCGCGCAAAAGGAAGUGGAUGACCUUAAGAGAGAACUACAAGAAGUGAGGAGAUCGCAUGAGGCGGCGCUGUCUAAGGACUAUGAGAUUAGAAUGGAGAAUCAGAAGCUAAAGGCAGAGGCUAAGGAAGUCGCCAUGAGAUUAGAGGACUUGAGCAAGGAGAUCCAGGAUGGGAAAACAACAUUAAACAGGGUUGUUCUGGAAAAGGACACUUGCAUAAAUGCACUGAAGCUUGAGAAGGAUGAAUUGGAGAGUGAACUGAGUCAAGUAGAGAAAAAAAUAGUGGAACAGGCCCAUCAUUAUCAGCGGACCAUUGAGGAGUUGACAAGUGCCCAGUCGAUGGAUGCCUCUGCCCUGCAGACAGAACAUGAGCGUGCAGUGAAACUAAACCGCGAGAAAGAUUUUGAGAUUGCAGAGCUGAAGAGAAAGAUCGAGCAGAUGUCAGCUGACCAUCGAGAGACCAACGAAAUGUUGUCCACGACUGUGUCAGGACAGAAACAACUAACAGAAUUGUUGAAAGAAAAGGAUAUAUUUGUGGAGACACUAAAGGCAAAGGUUACACAGGUCCAGAUGGAGCUGGACCGGAACCUCCAAACAGCUAAAGGAGGGGAUGCUCUGAGACGCAUGCUAGAAGAAAAGGAAAAACAUUUGGGGGUGAUGAAGGAGGAGAACAGUCACCUAAAGGAAGAGAUAGACCGACUACGAGACCAGCAGAGCAGGCCGCAUGCCUUGGCUGAACCCAAGACUCUUGACAUAAUCACUGAACUAGAGACAGAGAUUACUCAGCUGAAGGUGACAAGAGAUGGUUUGGAAGUGGAAUUGUCAAGCCUGAGGAAAACAGCGGAAGAGCAACGAGUGAGCCUUCUGCAUUCCCAGCAGUCUCUUCAAGCACAACAGAAUGAACUGGAACAGGCGCGGUUGCGCCACGAGCAGAGUUUGCUCAAUUAUGAGAAACUGAUUCAAGCCAAAGAUGAAGAAAUUACCCGAAUGCAGGAGGUUGUUGACCAGAUAAGUGCACAAAGGGUAAAUGUGGAGACUCCAUCCUCACAGGAUCUACCACCAGCCAUGGUAAUUCUGCAAGAAGAUAAGACCCAGUCCCUAAAUGGUGAGAAUGGCAAUGAAAAACAAGACCUGUCCAAGGUUGAAAUUGAGAAGUUGGUAAGGGGCAUUAAAGAGAAGGAGACGGAGAUCAGUCUUCUGAAUGAGAAGAAUCUGUCUUUAGCUAAGCAGCUAGACCAGUUGGUAGUCUCUCAGGAUGAGGUUGGCAAACUCUCUCAGAUGGUAUUACAGAAAGAUUUGGAGAUCCAAGCCCUACAUGCAAGGGUGUCAGCAGUUGGCUAUAGCCAGGACAUGUUGUUACUUCAGCAGCAGCUACAAGCAUAUGCUGUGGAGCGUGAGCAGGUAUUAGCUGUGCUUAAUGAGAAGACUCGUGAGAACAGUCAACUGCGUUCUGAAUAUCACCGCCUUAUGGACAUCGUGGCGGGCAAAGAAGCUAUGCUGCUUAAACUUCAACAGGAGAAUCAGCGUUUAUCCAUUGCAAGUGACCCAACAGGGAGCCAGGAGAUGUUUCGUGAGACCAUUCAGAAUCUUUCUCGCAUAAUCCGGGAGAAGGACAUCGAAAUUGAUGCUCUGACCCAGAAAUGCCAGACUCUGGUGACUGUUUUGCAGACAUCAGGUGGAGAUUCUAGUGGUGGUGCUGGGGGAGGAGUAAGUAGUAAUCAGUUUGAGGAACUUCUGCAGGAGAGAGACACUCUAAAGCAGCAAGUGAAGAAGAUGGAAGAGUGGAAGCAGCAGGUGAUUACCACUGUGAAGAACAUGCAGCAUGAGUCGGCACAACUGCAAGAGGAGCUCAUCAAACUGCAGGGUCAGAUUUCUGCUGAUAGUGACUGUAGUUCUAAGCUGUCUGUUGACUAUGCUCGACUGAUCCAAAGCUAUGAAAUGAAGGAGAGAAAGCUAGGUAGCCUGAGCCAAGAACUUGCACAGGUUCAGCAGACCAUUAGCCAGCUAAGCAGCACCAAGGAUGUCUUGCUUGGGAAACUGGACUCUGUAGUUCCUGAGUCUUUGUCUUUAGUAGAUGAACCUGUAACUACAGUUGAAGUAGUACCUCCCAGCCACCUGAGUUCAGAACAUGAGAGGCGGCUAAACCAUCUGAAGCAGGACUUAGACCAUCUGCAAAGACUGCUUGCAGAAAAGGAUGCAACAAUACGAACCCUGCAGGAAAAUAAUCAGAGUUUGUCUUUGGCUUCAACAUAUGAGCAGAAGGUUCAAGUCAAUGAGAUGCACCAGCUUCGUGAUAAGCUGGAGUCCCUGCAGAAAUCGCUGAAGGAAAAGGACCUACUGAUCAAAGCUAAGGGAGACCAGCUGAGUCAAGUGAGUGACACCCUCAGAAACCGCGAGAAUGACAAUGAGGUGCUGAAACAGGCAGUGACCAACUUGAAGGAACGUACACUUAUCCUGGAGUUGGACAUGCGCAAGCUGAAAGAAGAGAACGAACAGAUAGCAGCACGUUCACGUGAGAAAGAGACCGAGUUUCGUGCUCUGCAGGAGACCAACAUGCAGGUCUCCCUGCUGCUGAAGGAGAAAGAGUUUGAAUCGAGUACAAUGAGAGAGAAGGCUGCAGCUAUGGAGAAGAUGCUGAAGGAAGGAGAGCAGGGCAAGUCAGGAGAGUUGAAUCAGUUGCUCAAUGAGGUGAAAUCAAUGCAGGAGAAGGCUGUAGCCUUCCAGCAGGAGAGAGACCGGGUAAUUCUGGCACUCAAACAGAAGCAAAUGGAAACAUCUGCCCUACAAAAUGAGCUGCAACACAUGCGAGACAAGGAGCAGCGUCUGAAGUUGGAACUAGAGCGACUGCGGAGCCACCUGUUGGAGAUCGAGGACUCUUACACACGGGAGGCCGUAGCUGCUGAGUACCGGGAGUCAGAGCUGCGCAGGAAGGUGGCCCAGCUGGAUGAGCGGCUGAUGACCUCCUCGAAUGCUGUUGAGAGUGCCAGCCAGCAAGCUAGUCUGCAGGUGGAGUCCCUUCAGGAGCAGCUGACUGAAGCUAUGAGGCAAAGGGAUGAGGCUCUGGCUCAGCUGCACAUAUCCCAAGAGCAGCUCAACCAAUAUGCAGUGUCACUCUCUAACCUGCAGAUGGUGCUAGAGCAGUUCCAGCAAGAGGAGAAAGCCUUGUAUUCAGCUGAGCUGGAGAAGCACAAGAAGGAGAAGGCUGAGCUGAGGAGGAAAGUGGAGAUGUUAGAGGACCAAGCUGCAGCACUGCAGGUGAAUCUGGAUGAGGCCACUUCAGCUCUGGACUCAGCCACACGGCUGACUGAUCAGCUGGAUCACAAGGAGGAACAGAUUGAGGAGCUCAGAAAACAAGUGACGGUGAGGCAGGAAAUGCUGGAAGAAUCCCAGAACAAACUGAUGAACCUUCUGAACAGUACUGAAGGCAAAGUGGACAAGCUUCUUAUGAGGAAUCUGUUUGUGGGGUACUUCCACACCCCCAGGAAUAAGCGGUCAGAGGUAUUAAGACUCAUGGGCAACGUGCUGGAACUGGAUCGAGACGAUGUUGAUCAGCUACUAGAAGAGGAGGGAAGACGAGGAGUAACGCGCUGGGUCUCUGGCUGGUUGGGUGGCAGAUCAGCACAGAGCGUUCCCAACACCCCUCAAAGACCUGGCCACGCACAAGUUCUCAACACUUCUUUCUCUGAGAUGUUCCUGAAGUUCCUGGAAGUGGAAUCCAGCCCUGCGCUUCCAGCUCCCAAAUUGCCAGUCUAUGACAUCACACCACUGAGUGUGUCCCCUACUGCUAGCAGUGCCAGUGCAGCACUUUCUGCAAAUAGUGGUUCUGGAUCCAGCAAACGUGCAGGAGAGGGUAAUUCUUUCCUUGCCCCCCGCUCAGCAGCUGUGCCGCUGCUGAAGCCGGGUGGUCCUGCUUUAGGGGGAGGGGGUCAUCUGCUAAUGAAGCCCAUCUCAGAUGCCCUGCCCACUUUCACACCUGUCCCAGUGUCGGCUGAGGCCAGUGCAGGGUCUGUCCUCAAAGACCUGCUUAAACAGUGAAUGAACCCACUUGUGACUAAAAGCACUUUUUUCAGAAGUAAGAAGAGCUGAACACUACAGCCUGGCCAGAUAUGGCUGUGGAGGUCCUUGGGGCUAAGACCAAGUAUCCAACAGCAAAUCAUGAAGACUAACUGUAAAAUAUCAUGAGAUUCAUGCCAUUAUACAAGACAUAUUGUAAUGAGACUUAGCCCAACAUUCUUGGUCUUCUUGCUGGAAAGAGGUGGGCUUUUCUAGUCUCAAGUAUUCUAGUGUCAUCUAAUGGUAGAUCUCACUAAAAAGCACUUUGCACUUGUAGGUACUUGCAUCUGCUUAACAUAUAAAAAUGUAAGAAUAGAAUAUAGUUUUCUACAUUUUAGCAGGGUGCAUACAACUUCCCCCUUGGGCAUAUAUGUGUUCUUUUGGAGUCUGUCUGAUCCAAAGGUCUAUGUCUAAGGUCUAUGUCUAACUCAAGGUAUUGCAGGGUAUUUUUCUGCAACCACACAGCCAUGCAAAAUUGAAAUGACAGAUCUGAAAUGCAUCUACAAUGGAAGUGUGAAACGAUCUGGAUUAAGUCUUCAUAAUCAUCAAGAGUUGUAACAGUAUACAGUAUAC